This is a messenger RNA of Calidris pugnax (ruff), 1713 nucleotides long. RefSeq names its product mitogen-activated protein kinase 14 (gene MAPK14). The transcript is spliced from 12 exons. NCBI's taxonomy places the organism in Eukaryota, Metazoa, Chordata, Aves, Charadriiformes, Scolopacidae. Gene Ontology annotation, molecular function: MAP kinase activity; ATP binding. Gene Ontology annotation, biological process: protein phosphorylation; p38MAPK cascade. Bases 281 to 1363 code for a protein of 360 amino acids. The record is from RefSeq and is a predicted model, not a curated record. Gene Ontology annotation, cellular component: nucleus; cytoplasm.
GGUGAGGGGAAGGCGGGAGGGGGGAGCGCGGGCGGGGCGGAGGCCAACGGUCGGCGGCGGUGUGAGGGGACGGCGGCGGCGCGGAGGGCGUUGCUGUUGCAGGGCCGCCCCCGCCCGCGGGAGAAGCCAGGCAGGGAGAGGAGAGGAGGAAGGAAGAAGCUGCUGCCCCCGCUGCUGCUACUGCUGCUGGAGGUCGGUGGCGGCGGUGGUGGUGCUGCUGCAGCCGCGGGCAGAGCUUCCCCCUCCCGCCGGGCCGGGCGGGGCGGGCUCCGGCACCGAGAUGUCUCAGGAGCGGCCCAAGUUUUACCGGCAGGAGCUGAACAAGACGGUGUGGGAGGUGCCGGAGCGUUACCAGAACCUCUCCCCGGUCGGGUCCGGGGCCUACGGCUCCGUCUGUUCUGCCUUUGACACCAAAACUGGCUUGCGUGUGGCUGUAAAGAAGCUGUCUCGACCAUUUCAGUCCAUCAUCCACGCCAAAAGGACCUACCGAGAGCUACGGCUACUUAAGCACAUGAAACAUGAAAAUGUGAUUGGUUUGUUGGAUGUGUUCACCCCUGCCAAGUCACUAGAAGAAUUCAAUGAUGUGUACUUGGUGACACACCUUAUGGGAGCAGAUCUGAACAAUAUUGUGAAAUGCCAGAAACUCACCGAUGACCAUGUGCAGUUCCUCAUCUACCAAAUCCUUCGGGGACUGAAGUACAUCCAUUCAGCUGACAUCAUCCACAGGGAUUUAAAACCAAGUAACCUAGCUGUAAAUGAAGACUGUGAGCUAAAGAUCCUGGAUUUUGGCUUGGCCCGACACACAGAUGAUGAGAUGACUGGUUACGUGGCCACCCGGUGGUACAGGGCUCCUGAGAUCAUGCUGAACUGGAUGCAUUACAACCAGACAGUUGAUAUUUGGUCAGUGGGAUGCAUUAUGGCUGAACUGUUGACUGGAAGAACGUUGUUCCCUGGUACAGACCAUAUUAACCAGCUUCAGCAGAUCAUGCGUCUGACGGGAACACCCCCUGCGUAUCUCAUUAACAGGAUGCCCAGCCACGAGGCAAGAAACUACAUUCAGUCUCUGUCUUACAUGCCGAAAAUGGACUUUGAAAAUGUGUUUAUUGGUGCCAAUCCCCUGGCUGUGGACUUGCUAGAGAAGAUGUUGGUACUGGACACAGACAAGCGAAUCACUGCAGCAGAAGCCUUGGCUCAUGCCUACUUCGCUCAGUAUCACGACCCAGAUGAUGAACCAGUGGCAGACCCCUACGACCAGUCGUUUGAAAGCAGAGAACUUGAGAUUGAAGAAUGGAAAAGCCUGACUUACGAUGAAGUGAUUAGCUUUGUGCCGCCUCCGCUCGACCAAGAGGAGAUGGAGUCCUGAGGAAGGGCGCUCUCCUGUUCGUCCCACGUCACUGUGAGGGGAAGGCCUUUUUGCGGGGACUCUCCGAUUAUCGUCCAAGUGCCUCGUCACAACAAUAUUCUCCUUGGUGGAGGGGUUUUGUGUGUGUUAACUUGGGGGGGGGGGGGGGGGGGGGGAGGGAGGGGGGAGGACAACAUGCUGCAUGCUCUUGUGUUCUGUGUACGGCCUGGGGACGCCUUCGAAGCUCUGACUUCUCUUCUGUCCUUCCAGAGGAACUGUGCUCGACCAGUUUGUGCUGCUGGGGGCAAGGUGGGGAAGCUGGCGUUUCAAAUUUUGGUUACAAUCGUUGCCGUUUAUCAAUUCUUCUACAA